Messenger RNA from Colletotrichum spaethianum, 570 nucleotides. Its product is annotated as biphenyl-2,3-diol 1,2-dioxygenase 2. Bases 1 to 570 code for a protein of 189 amino acids. The transcript has a single exon. Lineage: Eukaryota; Fungi; Ascomycota; Sordariomycetes; Glomerellales; Glomerellaceae. The record is from RefSeq and is a predicted model, not a curated record.
AUGGCCCCUUUUUCAGUACCUGCACCCUCCGAGAUUGCUCAUCUUGGAUUCCGUACUUCGAACCCUCAACGGCUGGUUGACUUCUAUCUGAAGUUCUUGGGGGCAAGGGUUGUACUCAUCAACGACUUUAUUUCCGUUCUCACCUGGGAUCAAGAACAUCACCGCUUGGCUAUCAUCAACGAUGCCAUAGCGAUUCCCAAAAAAGAGAACACCUGCGGACUAGAUCACGUUGCACUAAAGUUCGCCUCGGUUGGCGAACUUGUCAAGGUGUAUCAGUCUGGCAGGGAAGCGGGGAUUAAACCUUUUCUUUGUCUCAACCAUGGGGUGUCCACCAGCUUGUACUAUAGAGACCCCGACGGCAAUCGUAUCGAGGCAUUGAUCGAAGCCUAUAACAACCCGGAGGACGUCCAGAAACACAUGGCUACCUUGGAUCCUUUAAAUAUCAAGGCUGCCAGAUUCGAUCCGGAAGACCUGAUGCGCAGAGUCAACGCGGGCGAGGAUGACGAGGCGUUAAGAAGAGCAGGUUUCAUUGGUCCAUCUCAUGUAGCACCGCAGCAGCUGGGAUCAUAA